GCAGACCAACUUAAACGAAUAAAAAUGCCUGGACCUUGCAAAUGCAUUGAAACGAACGUGUGCUCCUGUGGUGCUGGAUGCAGCGGAAAAUGUUGUCAAUGUGGAGACGCCUGCAAAUGUGCAAGUGGCUGUGCAUAUCCUGGAUGUAAACUUGUUUGCAGAUGUUCAGGUACUUGUGUAUGUGGAUGUGAUUGUACUGGUCUGUCAACCUGCAAAUGUCAAUUUGGAUGCUCCUGCAAGUGAAAAAAAGACUGUCACAACGUUAACGUGCAUAAUACAUUCAUACUUGUAACUCGUAUCAUUC
This is a messenger RNA of Mytilus californianus (California mussel), 304 nucleotides long. RefSeq names its product metallothionein 20-III-like. The transcript is spliced from 3 exons. The record is from RefSeq and is a predicted model, not a curated record. Lineage: Eukaryota; Metazoa; Mollusca; Bivalvia; Mytilida; Mytilidae. Gene Ontology annotation, molecular function: metal ion binding. Bases 25 to 243 code for a protein of 72 amino acids.